AUGCUGGCGGCGAUGAGCGGUUCGGCUUUUCACUCGUCAGCGUCGGUGGUGGGGACAGCAGGAGACGACACGCUCAGCAAGUUCGUGCGGCCAGACUUCGACGCCAAGGACUUCGUGCGAGGGUCUGUGCGACAGAACACAGUCUCCGAUGACCUGUCGCACCUCCGGCAGGGUAUCGCGGUUCUGGAGAAGCAGCUGCACGAGCAGGUGGUGUCGCAUCACGGGCGGCUGAUCGAGCAAGUGUCGCAAGCCAAGGACCUGGAGGAGCUGGUGGACAAGGUGAGCUCGGGGGUCGGGCGGCUGCAGGGGUCGCUGGGGUCCAUCAAGUCCUCCAUCAGGGAGCCGUUCGAAACGGUGAGGAGCAAGACUGUUCAGCUCAGUCGCAUCCAGACAGCAGCAGAGGUUCUGCGAGCGGUGAUCCGGAUCAGAGAGCUGGCGAGCCGGAUGAGCGGACACUUGGUAGCCGUGGAGUCCAAGAGCGACUCCGUCGGAAUGAAGGACCUCGCUCAUGCUGCCUCCUGCCUCUCGGAGAUCCGGGCCUGCAUCAGCCGAUGUGACUUGGCGGGGGUAGAGGAGGUGGACAAGAGAAGGAAGUGGCUGGACGAGAGCGAGCAGAUGAUCAGGUCCAAGACGAAGAAGACGCUGCUGGAUGCCGUGCUGAGGAAGCAGCUGGGGGAGAUCGGAAGCAGCUUGCAGGUCUUCUACAGCCUGGAGACACUGCAGGAGGCGGUUGAGGACGUGCUGGCUGAGCUCAUCCGACUUGCCAAGUCUGCGACAGCAGCAGCGCUGGACACCUCCUCUCUUCCGCUGGAGGGCGAGGAGCACAAGAACUGGAACGCCAAGCAGCGAGGGCCGACAAGUGCCAGCGGAGCUCAGGCAUGGAAGACUGAGCUGUGGAGCAGGAUGGAGACUUUGAUGGAGACGCUGUCGGGCAAGUGUGGGCAGGUGUGGCACCUUCACAAGGUGAUGGGAAAGAAGCGAGCGAACGCGACCCUCGUGCUCUUCGCUGAAGCCUUCGACCCGUCCUAUAGCGGAGAGCACGACCACAGUUUCUUCCAGCUGUUCUGGUCGAGGAUGUUUCAAGCGGUCUGCGAGCAGCUGCAGGCGUCCGGGGAGAAGAACUCGUUUGUGAAGGGCAUGCUCUCCACGGACUUUCCCAAGCUCCUCGCUCUCUUCCUCGGCCAUUGGCAGACCUCCGUGCGGCACACUGAGGCAGGGAGCUCGGGGGCCAUCGGGCAGCAGGAGAGGAGCGCGAUCAUCACUGCCCUGCAGCCUCUGCUCCAUCAGCACGUCGCCAAGGCUCAGACCCGCGUCACCGAGUGCGUCAACGCCUUGUUCGCUGCCAAACCUGCUGGAGGUCCGGCAGGACCGCAGGCAAGCGACGUGUCAGCCCUGCUCAAGUCCGUCAACAACAUCGUCCAUAGCUCGCGGCAUGACCCCGUGCUCUCGCGCGAGGUGGCUGCUGGGGUCGUUGCUGGACUCUCGCUCCUCCUCAAGCGCUGCGAUGACGCGACAACGGGAGACGCGGACGCGCGAACCCUCACAGGGACCCUCACGACGGGGCAGGCCCGGAGCUUUGCUCUGCACUCAGCUCUACUGCAGCUGGAGGGAACGCUGGAGUCGCUGGAGGAGCAACUGACAUCGUCAGGAUCCACAGAAGCAGCGAAGAUGUACGAGGAGGUUAGAAGGCAGGCGGAGACUCGCUGCACGUCCACCAUCAAGCCCUUCGUCGAUGGCAUGCAGUCCGCCAUGCUGGACAGCAUCCUCAACAUGCACCUGCAGCCUCUUCAGUCCGUCUCUUCUCGCUCCAUGGAUGACGCGGAUGACGCGGCUGACGACAGCACCAAGUGCAGCCCCUACAUGCAGGAAGUGCUUCGCGUCCUGUCGCUCGGGCACAGCAAGUAUCUUUCCAAGCUGCCGUCGUCUAGGUACCUCGACAAACUCUCGCAGGACCUUGCGACCUCUGUUCUCUCCGCUCUCGUCCGCAACGCCCUGCUCGCGUUUCCUCUGCUCGAGGGCUCAAAGAUGCAACUCAUCCAGGACCUGACUGUCUUCGAGGAGCGAAUAGGGCAGCACGUGAACUUGCAGCUGCUUGGGCAGCACUACCACACGCUGCGAGCUCUUCGGCCCCUCAUGUUCGUGGACGACGAGCCGUUGGAGUCACUUCCAGGCAGACUGACGCAGGCGCGAGGAGCCGACAGCCUCUCCAAGCACGACUUCCUCCACCACAUGAUGCAGCGGGCCCCUGCUCCUCUCCCUCCUCUCUUCUCUGAACCCCCUGGACCGUCGAGAAAGCGAGCGAUCAUGGGCUACCUGGAGGAGCUGGACAGAGAGGGAGAAAGGAAAGCGGCGGAAAGAGUCACGAGGCUACUCAAGGAGGCCAAGGUCGAGCCUAACUCGCGGGCCCAGCACUUCAAGGAGAUACUCGAGGAGUUCGCCAAGGAGCUGGAGAUGAGCUGA
Molecule: messenger RNA, 2460 nt
Organism: Guillardia theta CCMP2712
Lineage: Eukaryota; Cryptophyceae; Pyrenomonadales; Geminigeraceae
Gene: COG5
Product: oligomeric Golgi complex subunit 5
Exons: 4
Coding region: 1-2460 (819 amino acids)
Biological process (GO): intra-Golgi vesicle-mediated transport
Cellular component (GO): COG complex
Source: RefSeq, a predicted model, not a curated record